AGCAGUUAAUUGAGUAGCGUGGCUGGAGAACAACGCGUGGCUGGAGGAACAAUUGAAAAAUGGAUAAGAUAAUAAAACAAAAAAAUGAUCAAAUUAUGAAGCUGCCGGCCCAAUUAUUGGAACAACACAUAUUAGAUAACAGCAAAGCUAAGGAUGCUCAAAUUUUGAGUCUUCAAGCUCAGCUAGGGGAAAAGAACAAAUUGGAAUGGAACAGUUUCCAAACAGUGAAGGAGGUUUUUCAAAACUCAUCUCUAACUGAAUGUGAGGAUGAGUUGGCAUUAGGUGAACACAGCCAGUUAUUCAGUCCACCACAUGACAGUGUGUUAAAUUUAAAUUCUGUUAGUGCUGCACUAAAAGAAUCGUUAGUAAUAAGCUCAUGCAGUGAAGGAACUGAACAAUUGUGGGAACGUAUUUGGGCCGAAAAUGGGUGUGGUACAGAAACCCAGAAAUGGCACAAGUUCAACAUGAAACAUGGAUUAGAUUUUAACGGGGGAUCAAAUCAAGUCUGGAAGUGUUACAGGAUGGAAGAGUGAGCCUACAGAUGAAAAAACACUGAGAGUGCAUUACCGUAAGGUGUGAGGUAAAUUAAUAGAGUAAUGCAAAUUGCCUAAUGAGAAGUACCAUCUUGUGUUAAUGAAUCCAGUACAACAGCAAUCCUUUAUAGUUCUGUCACAGCUAGAAGCCUCAAAUAAUUCUGCUUCUCUGUCUAAAGAACAACUUGUCCUUUAUGUUCAGAGUGUUGGGGAAACUGGGUAUUUAAAUGGCCCUAAAGAUGUUUUAAUUUUGCUGCUAUUGCAGAGAUGAACAUCAUACAUGGACUCUUUAGGUCUUAUCUACCAAAAAAAAUUUUAUCCAAUAGGAAAGGAUUUUCAUGUACUGGGAAAACAACUAUCAACAAUGCAACAUUCUACAGGUGCUAGUUUAUCAUUCAAGAGCCUUAUACAAUGAAGUUAAUCUGCAAUUUGUAUGUCCUUUCCCAAGCUUCCACCAGAAGUUGAAUCUAUGAGUCAUGUAAGUUCCAUGAUCAACAAUUGAUGUGUUUAACGGUGUUGUUUUUCUUUUCUCAAUAUAGGUUAAUAGUAACAUUGGAUCUGAAAAGAUUCUUGGUUGGGGCAAGACACUGAAUAAAUUGUAUUGAUUGGAUGGAUGACAUGACAUUGCUAUACUUAAUUCGGAUUCCCCAGACGGUAUUUGAUAUUUAAAAAAUUGAAGUGCAUAUCUGGGCUCCCUUCUUUUCUGAAGCCCCGUUUCCCCUUGACUCAUAAUAAGCCCGUAGGGGGUCAUGCCCCUACUGUACGGUAUAUAUAAAAACAACAUAUACCGAGGUUUGGAGGGCUCUGGCCGGAAAGGGGACGUGGGGUGCCGCGUCGUCCGAUGAUGUGUUCACGGAGGGUGAUGUGGCUGCCCACAAAUCCGAACUAAAGGUUAAUCGCUCCUGUAAAAAUGUUCCAAAUCUUCAGCUCUUCUUCCGGCUUCUCUUAGCCAAUCACCGGGUAAUCUCCCCGGUGGGUCAACAAGGCAGUGUCUCCCCCUGCCUGGGUUGACGGCAACUUUUGAAAGGGCUAUUGUGCCUUUUUAAAGUUGCAAACAUAAUUGUAAU
This is a messenger RNA of Daphnia carinata, 1600 nucleotides long. RefSeq lists its product as uncharacterized. The transcript is spliced from 6 exons. Bases 60 to 533 code for a protein of 157 amino acids. Lineage: Eukaryota; Metazoa; Arthropoda; Branchiopoda; Diplostraca; Daphniidae. The record is from RefSeq and is a predicted model, not a curated record.